Molecule: messenger RNA, 789 nt
Organism: Nematocida ausubeli
Lineage: Eukaryota; Fungi; Microsporidia
Exons: 1
Coding region: 1-789 (262 amino acids)
Biological process (GO): vesicle-mediated transport
Cellular component (GO): membrane
Source: RefSeq, a predicted model, not a curated record
AUGACAAGCUCACAAUUCAUAGAGUUUCUUUCAUGUGUGAAGGAGAGAACAAAGGAGAUUCAGCUUCUUUCAACAAGGACAGAUGCAGUAAAUGCAUUGAAGUCUCGGUAUCUGGAAAGCGGGCUAGACCAUGCCCUCCAGCAGGACAUUAUAGAUAAGUUCAAGAUGCACAGCCUGGCAUUCCACACAAGAUGCAGCGAGAUCAAGACCGCCAUAGAGGAGACCAAAGGCAAGUACUUCCAGAGCGCUACAUUGCAUACCAAUAUGGAGUGGCAUAUUGUGGUGCUCUACACGCAGCUGAAAGACCAGUCCAAGAAGUUCCUAGAUGCAAAGUCAUCCUUCUUAAAGGCAAUUGACGAAAAGGAGACAGCGCAUAGCAGUAUUAUUUCUAGGGGAAGAAAAGAAGAUUCAGACGAGCAUAUGCUAGAAAAUAGCGAUGACAACGAUGCAGGUGCUUCUCCACAUGCAGAUCGAUCUGAUACUGGUAAAAACAUCCAAAACAUUCUUGCCUCUCUCAAUGAUCUCAACACAACUUUUAUUGAGCUAAAUGAGAUCAUAAGCAGCGCGUCUUUUGAGAUAGAGGGGGCUGCUGCAAAAAGCUUCUAUAAUCGAAAUGCCACAAUUGGGGUAAACACGCAAAUAGAAACUUCAAUAGUGCGCCGGAAGAGAAGGCGGUGGCUCAAAACCGCAUUUCUUGUUUUGCUUGCAAUAGUAUGUUCAGUAGUAGUAAUAAUAUUCGGACAGACUAUUUUAGACUUUAUCAUCAAGCUAAAAGGCGCAAUAAAAUAG